UUUAAGUCCGUAAACAUGAACACCCCCCUGGAUUUUUACGUGUAAGUUGUAACAUAGGAAACGGAUCGAAGAUCAUAGCGAGAGUCAUAUAAGCUCUUUCUCUUCUUUAUCUUCUUCUUCUUUUUGACAUGAAGAAACAUUUACUAAAAUCAAUAACAAAACCACCAGCACCAGCACCAGCACCACCGAUCCUCAACCCACCACAACCACCGCCGCAACCAAACCCAUCUUUUUUCCCUCCCACACUCUCUCCCACCCAACACUACACCCACUUCCUCCAAUUCCUCAACACUCAUCUCACCCCUCCACUCACCCCACAAACCCUAACCCAUUUCCUCAAAUCAAAGCUCCACCACCACCCUUCUUUCACUCACUACGAUUUUCAUCUCUUCAAUUGGGCGUCAACCCUCGACACUUUCUCUCACAAUCACACUUCAUAUGAAUGGAUGACACGCACCCUCGCUAUCUCUCAUCGUUUCUCUCUCCUCCGUACCCUCCUCAAUUUCAUCUCCUCCAACCCUUGCACUUGCUCCCACGCCAUUUUCUCUUGCCCCAAAACUGAAUCCAUUUUCCGUUUUGCAAUUCAUGCUUACUGUAAAGCUUCCAAAUUUGAUGACGCCCUUUUUGCAUUUAACUGUAUGAGGAGGUUAAUUGAUGGAAAGCCGAGUGUUUCUCUUUGUAAUAUUUUGAUUCAUGGGUUUGUUAAAUCUGGUAGAUUUGAUAGAGCUUUUGAGUUUUAUAAUGAGAUGGUUAAGGAUAGAGUUAAGCCUGAUGUUUUUACUUUUAAUAUUUUGAUUAGUGGUUAUUGUAGGAAUUUUAAGUUUGGUUCUGCAUUGGAGAUGUUUGAUGAAAUGCGGAAAAUGGGGUGUCAUCCAAAUGUUGUUACUUUUAAUACUUUGAUUAAAGGGUUGUUUAGGGAAUGUAGAGUUGAUGAAGGGAUUGGAAUGGUUUAUGAAAUGAUUGAAUUGGGGUGUCAACUUUCCAAUGUCACUUGUGAGAUUUUGGUUGAUGGGCUUUGUAAGGAAGGUCGGGUUUCGAAGGCGUGUGAGUUGUUAAUGGAGUUAUCUAAGAGAGAGGUUUUGCCUAAAGGAUAUGAUUAUUUUGUCUUGGUGGAAGUUUUGUGUGGGAAUGGAGAUGCUUUUAAAGCUUUGGAUGUUAUUUAUGAGUUGUGGAGUAAAGGUUGUGUUCCUAGCUUAAUUUCUUGUAUUGUGAUGAUUGAUGGUUUGAGAGAAUUAGGGAAGACAGAUGAGGCAAUGAGAUUGGUGGAAAAAAUGCUUAAAGAGGAGGGCAUGGUACUUGAUGUUGUGACUUUCAAUUAUGUCCUUCAAGAUCUUUGCGAUGCGGGAAGGACUGAAGAGGCCAAUAGGUUAAGAUUACUGGCUUCGAGCAAGGGUUUGGAACCCGAUUGCAUGACUUAUAAAAUUCUGGUUACUGGGUACAGAGGAGAGGGAAAUCGAACGGAUGGAGAGUUGGUAGUAAAUGAAAUGUUGGAUAGGGGGUUUAUACCUGAUCUUGCUUCAUACAAUAAGCUGAUGGAUGGACUCUCUAAUUGUCAACGCCUGAGGCGUUAUCAAAUGAACAAAAUUGGCAGCUGAAAAUGCAAACAAGAUGAGAUCUCACUUUGUUUUCAAGUAUGAUUCUUGCUUGGCCUGAGACGAUUGUGGAAUGACUGAGAAGUGAGCCUAUAAAAUUGUGAAAUGAUAAAUACAGGUUGUUUUGCACAACAAUGAAGAUAGCUUGCAAGUUCACUUUGAAGAUGUGUGACUAGUAUUUGCUGCUGGUGUGCAUUGGCUGGAACCCUUCCCUGAGAUUGUUCGACAGUGUGAUGUGCGGUUUCCUGGUGCCUCCUAAUUGGAUUGUCCGUUGUUUGAGUUAUCAUUUGCUACCAAGUGUUCUUGAGGUGUCGGAUCUGAGUACGAUGAUUCUCAAUUUUUAACUGCUGCAGCUUAUGUGCCUUUUUUUUCCUGAGCUUAUGUGCUAAUUUGUUGCAAUGUAUCUUGUUUCCUCUGAACUAGAGUGCCCUUUGUUGAAGUUGCUUUUUGUUGUUGAACCUGAGAGGUGCCCAUUUGUUGACAUAGGUUGACCUGUUCUUGCUGGUGUGCAUUAGUUGGCUUCAUUCCCUAAGCUUGAGUGACAGGGUUUUGCAUUGUGUCCUGUUUCCUCUGAAAUAGAGUGUCCGUUAUUUGAAUUGCAUUUUGAUGCUAAACCAUAGUUUAUUCCAGUUGUUGAAUUAUGUUGGAAUGUUCUUGCGGAUUGAGUGCAUUGGUUGAGUUCAUUCCAUUAGCUUGGUAAUCAUUUUUCUACCUGGUGUCCUUUUUAUUAGCUGGAAUGUUCUGCAUUUGAGGUGAUAUUUGAUGUUGAACCUGCAUCGCUUCCAAUUGUAGGUUCUCAAGCUCCUUUCUUGUUGCCUGUAUAUCGUUAUUGCCUGCAGUGCAGCCACCACACUGUUUUCUUUGAAUGUACUAGAUGUGUCCAUUGUGGAAUGGAGAUGAGUGAGAGAUGCAAUAUCCUCCUUGGGGUUCUCACAAGCUCAAGUAUAAAGAUGCUCAUAAAACAUUAGGCUCCGCGGAUCUUAUGCAUGCUGCUUGAUGUGGACCAAUCCUAGUGAAGACUACGGAAUUUUAAGAGCUAACAGUGUAAAGGAUAUUGAUUAGGGAAUAGCUGAAAGCUAAAGGCAUUAUUGAAGCUACAAGUUGUUAGUUUUCUUAGUCUUGAAUCAUGUGACAAGAUUGGUUCGCAUUAUACUAAUCUUUUGAUCAUAGAAUUAGUAAAGACUUUCUUUUAAUUUUGGGAUUUAAUAAUCAUUACAUUUUUAUAAGAAAUUAUGUCUGUUUUGUAUGCUGAAGCAUUUAGUAGCAUAUGUUGCAGCUUAGGCACCAUGAUUAUUUUAAGUAAAAUGUAGCUUAGACAUCAUAUCUUUAUGUUAUAAUGUCUUUAUUUUAGACUA
Molecule: messenger RNA, 2947 nt
Organism: Lathyrus oleraceus (garden pea)
Lineage: Eukaryota; Viridiplantae; Streptophyta; Magnoliopsida; Fabales; Fabaceae
Product: pentatricopeptide repeat-containing protein At2g36240
Exons: 3
Coding region: 129-1595 (488 amino acids)
Molecular function (GO): protein binding
Source: RefSeq, a predicted model, not a curated record